Nerophis ophidion (straightnose pipefish) is the source of this 3506-nucleotide messenger RNA. RefSeq names its product solute carrier family 44 member 1b (gene slc44a1b). Bases 184 to 2556 code for a protein of 790 amino acids. The transcript has 16 exons. Gene Ontology annotation, cellular component: membrane. Gene Ontology annotation, biological process: transmembrane transport. NCBI's taxonomy places the organism in Eukaryota, Metazoa, Chordata, Actinopteri, Syngnathiformes, Syngnathidae. The record is from RefSeq and is a predicted model, not a curated record. Gene Ontology annotation, molecular function: transmembrane transporter activity.
GUUGUGGUGGGAUUGCGCAUGCGCAAUGAGAUGAAUGGCGGCCGCGUUUACAGCCCACCAGGAAGUGUGGCGGACAAAUAAUCCGACGUUCUGCGGCCUUUGCGACUGAGAUCGGAGGAGGCAGCGACGCCGGCCGCGUCGGUACCGGCUCCGACCCGGAUUCGGCCUCCGGGACCUGGGUUGAUGCGGGCAGUCUGCGGGGUUCCCCGCCCGCCUGUCGCCUCCUCGGCCCGGGGCUGCUCGCUCCGACACGCCCGCCCUGACCAUCCUGACCAUCCGCCUGUCGCCUCCUCGGCCCGGGGCUGCUCGCUCCGACACGCCCGCCCUGACCAUCCUGACCAUCCGCCUGUCGCCUCCUCGGCCCGGGGCUGCUCGCUCCGACACGCCCGCCCUGACCAUCCUGACCAUCCGCCUGCCGCCUCCUCGGCCCGGGGCUGCUCGCUCCGACACGCCCGCCCUGACCAUCCUGACCAUCCUGACCAUCCUGACCGCCCGCCUGUCGCCUCCUCGGCCCGGGGCUGCUCGCUCCGACACGCCCGCCCUCCGCCUGCGAUGGGAUGCUGCGGGAGUGCGGAGAGGACAAAGAGAGAAUGGAGACCACUGGAGGAGAGAAGCUGCACUGACCUGCCCUGGUUCCUGCUCUUCACCCUCUUCUGCGUCGGCAUGGGGAGCGUGUGCGCCUACACCGUGGUCACAGGUGGCGCCGCCCGCCUGGUAAUGGGCUACGACAGCUACGGCAACACCUGCGGCCGCCCCAACCAGCACCUGGACCAGGUCCCGCUCAGCGGCCUGGACCACACCGACAGAAACUUCGUCUUCUUCUUGGAUCCUUGCAACAUCGACAUCGUUCAGAGGAAGAUCAAGUCGCUGGCGUUGUGCGUGUCCCUGUGUCCUCCUCAAGUCCUGCACACCUACCAGGACCUCAAGAGGUUCGCUAUGGUCAACGGUUCGGAGUUGUGCUCGUACGAGCUAGCUGGUCACAAGUACCCCGCUGUGCCCGAGAGGUUCUCCAAGUGUCCCAAACUCCCUGUCCCGCCCAGCAAGCCUCUGCCACUCUUCAACCGCUGCACGCCGCUGGACUUGGCGUGCUACACCAAGUUCGCACAGGCCGUGGUCACCUUCGUCAGCGACGACUCCUUCCUGCACCGAGUCAUCGCCGGCGUGGUGGCCAGUAAAGAAGUCAUCGUGGGACUUUGUCUUCUGGCGUUGGUGCUGUCCAUGAUCCUCAUGGUGAUCAUUCGCUACAUCUCGGCCGUCCUGGUCUGGAUCCUCACAUCCUUGGCGGUCCUGGCUUCUCUCGGCGGUACCGGCGUGCUGUGGUGGUUCUACGUGGACCACCGUCUCCACGGCAACGACACCCACACAAAGGUGACGGAGGAAGAGGAGGAGGAGUCGUCGAGGCCAGACGCGAACCAGACGCUGCUGGUCUACGCCAUCGCCGCCAGCGUCUUCACCGUCAUCUUGCUGCUGCUGAUGCUCUUCAUGAGGAAGCGAGUGGCGUUGGCCAUCGCUCUGUUCCACGUGGCGGGCAAAGUCUUCAUCCACCUGCCGCUCCUCACCCUCCAGCCCUUCAUCACCUUCCUGCUGCUGCUCCUCUUCUGGCUCUACUGGGUCCUGGUCCUGCUCUUCCUGGGGACCAGCGGAGAGCCGGUCCACAACGAGGAGACGGGCCUGACGGAGUUCCGUCUGACGGGGCCUCUGGAGUACCUGACCUGGUACCACGCUGUGGGUCUGGUGUGGAUCACAGAGUUCAUCCUGGCGUGCCAGCAGAUGACGGUGGCGGGGGCGGUGGUCACCUACUACUUCACCAGGGACAAGAAGCGACUUCCUGCGUGGCCCAUUGUGCACGCGGCUCUGAGGCUGCUCAGGUACCACGUGGGCACGGUGGCCAAGGGCUCCUUCAUCAUCACCCUGGUGAAGGUCCCUCGUCUGAUGCUCAUCUACGUCAGCAGGCAGCUGAAGGGCAAGGAGAACGCCUGCGCUCGCUGUGUGUUGAAGUCCUGCAUCUGCUGCUUGUGGUGUUUAGAGAAGUGCCUCAACUAUCUCAACCAGAACGCAUACGCCGCCACCGCCAUCAACAGCACCAGCUUCUGCACGUCAGCGCGAGACGCUUUUGUGCUCCUGGUGGAGAACGCCCUGCGAGUCGCCACCGUCAACGCCAUCGGAGACCUGGUGCUCUUCCUGGGGAAGAUUCUCGUCGUUACGACGACGGCGUUCGCCGGCGUGCUGCUGCUCAACGCCCGGCGAGAUUACGCCGAGUGGCUGCUGCCGCUGGUCAUCGUCUGCCUCUUCGCCUUCCUGGCGGCGCACUGCUUCCUGUCUGUCUUCGAGAUGGUGGUGGACGUGCUCUUCCUGUGCUUUGCCAUCGACACCAAGUACAACGACGGCACGCCGGGCAAGGAGUUCUUCAUGGACAAGGCUCUGAUGGAGUUCGUGGAGAGCAGCCGGCGCCUGGAGCGCGUGGCCGGCCGCGGGCGCAGCAGAGUGAAGGCCACUUCCUCAGAGGGCGCCGAGAUGAAGCCCAUGGCCGGCGGGAGCGGGAGCAGCUCAGCCUGACACACUGGGGGAGGUGUCAGACAGAACAUUCCAGAAGUCAGGUGGAACACUUGUGGAGAGUAUUUAGCUAAGAAUAACCACACCUUCACUGGGGGAGAGAACGUUCCAGAAGUGAGGAGUAACACUGGAGAGUAUUUAGCUAAGAAUAACCACACCUUCACUGGGGGAGAGAACAUUCCAGAAGUGAGGAGUAACACAGGAGAGUAUUUAGCUAAGAAUAACCACACCUUCACUGGGGGAGAGAAUGUUCUAGAAGUGAGGAGAAUAACCACAGCUAACAAGCACUUUACAUGGAAGAGUUUUCUUCUCCACCUUUUGGGACCAGGACGCUCUGUGACCUCUGAUGACCUCAUCUCUUCUCUCAUUGGUCAAUCCUCCAACAUGGCCGACCGUCACUCGGUUGCCCCCUGAGGUCACAUGACCGCCGAGAUCCUACGGCGGUCUCCGGGUGUGGGCGGAGCUUCCUGCAAUAAAACAAGAGUCUUCCUGGCGUGAGGCGUUGAGGUCUCAAGACAGGAAGGCGGAACUUGAAGGCGGGUUCCACACACUCCACACUACCCAUGAUGCUCAGCCCACCGCCUGACUUUCUCCCAUGUGAUCAGAUACCAGCUGCUGAUUGGCUCCCACACAAGGAAAAGGGUUGGCUCAGUCAGGGCGAGUCCCAAGAAUCAGCGAAGGGGGCAGGGUCAGACCCUUCCAAGAAUCAGCCAAUGGCAGCGCAGGGGGCGGGGUCACAACCAAUCAAGUGGAGCGAGUUAGUUGCAUGACCUGGCUUCUUCUUCUUCACUUUGUAAGUCACGUGACUCGGUGCCGUCAUGUGACCUGAGCGCACGCUUUCACUUUCUAACUUUGGACUCUUCUUCUCUUCCUGCAGUUCCUUUUAUAUUUAUCCUUUCUUAUGUAUAUUUGUUUUUCUAAGAAAAUAGUCCAAUAAAAAUGAUAUCAACAAU